Trichoderma reesei QM6a is the source of this 336-nucleotide messenger RNA. RefSeq lists its product as uncharacterized. Lineage: Eukaryota; Fungi; Ascomycota; Sordariomycetes; Hypocreales; Hypocreaceae. The transcript is spliced from 2 exons. The record is from RefSeq and is a predicted model, not a curated record. Bases 1 to 336 code for a protein of 111 amino acids.
AUGCACAAAGUUCUCUUCUAUAUCCUUUCCGCCUGCCCGGCUGUCUUCGCACAGAACCCCGUACUCUUCAAUUCCUAUACCGGCGGAAGGUGUGCUGGCGGCGUCGUAGUCGAAACUACUACUGUUCAGCCAGGCGACUGUACCAGGUCCACGACCGCGUUUGCCAGUGCCCAAUAUAGGGGGAUCCAAUUCGACAACGUGGAACAACCUGUGGAAUUCUACAGUGACGAAAACUGCCUUGAGCAGAUCAACGGUGUGUCGGUUGAGUUAGGUGAUGGGUACAACUGCUUUACCUUCAACGACGGCCAGGCGAAGAGCGCAAAGUGGGUUGCGUGA